Messenger RNA from Solea senegalensis (Senegalese sole), 1047 nucleotides. It is a transcript of the gene mad2l1, whose product is annotated as MAD2 mitotic arrest deficient-like 1 (yeast). The coding region runs from base 108 to 716 and encodes 202 amino acids. Lineage: Eukaryota; Metazoa; Chordata; Actinopteri; Pleuronectiformes; Soleidae. The record is from RefSeq and is a predicted model, not a curated record. Gene Ontology annotation, cellular component: kinetochore; cytoplasm; nucleoplasm. Gene Ontology annotation, biological process: mitotic spindle assembly checkpoint signaling. The transcript is spliced from 5 exons.
CGCAACAGUUGCAGCUGGCAAAUUUCAAACUAGGCGGCGGGUAGUUGCAGCUGAAAAAGGCUCAAAGAAAACACAUCACAAUCGUUAAAAGUUCAGUUUAAGUGAACAUGACGAGCACAUUGAAGGGCAUCACUCUGAAGGGAAGCACGGAGCUUGUGGCGGAGUUUUUUUCUUUCGGCAUCAACAGCAUCCUGUACCAGCGCGGCAUUUAUCCUCCAGAGAUGUUCACCAGAGUCACCCACUAUGACAUGAGCCUCCUGCUCACCACCGACUCCAAACUGAAGAACUACCUCACCAAUGUCGUGUCUCAGCUUAAAGAGUGGCUGUUUGAGUGCACGGUGCAGAAGCUUGUGCUGGUGAUCACGUGUCUGGAAACAAACGAGGUGCUGGAGAGAUGGCAGUUUGACAUCGAGUGCGACAAGUCGGCCAAGGAGAGCAGUGCUCCCAGAGAGAAGUCCAUCAAGACCAUUCAGGACGAGAUCCGCUCCGUCAUCAGACAGAUCACAGCCACGGUUACUUUCCUGCCUCUGCUGGAGACGCCAUGUGCGUUUGACCUCCUGGUCUACACGGACAAAGACCUGGUGGUCCCAGAGAAGUGGGAGGAGUCAGGGCCUCAGAUCAUCAGCCAGUCGGAGGAAGUGCGCCUCCGCUCCUUCACCACCUCCAUCCACAAGGUGAACAGCAUGGUGGCGUACAAGAGGGCUGACUCCGUUUAAACAUCCCACAAGCUCUGCUCUGCCCGGCAACAACCCGUGCCCUUUACAGAAAACAGUAGAUUUUACAGUGCUCUGUCCUACCUCCCGUCUGUCCUCUUCUUCUCAGAACUUCACCUCGUCUCAUUUGUGUUUUUGCGGACGUGUGUGCAAACAUCUGCGUCCACACUGGUGUAAAUAUUUCUCAUGAACAGUGAUUUAUACGUUUUCUUUACUGUUGUUUUCCUCCUUUUCUUUCUUUCUUUCUCUCUUGCUCUAGUUGUCCAGCUCUGUUUUAGAAGCUAGUGGUUUAUAUGUUCAACUUUUAUGUGAAAGAAUAAAUAAAUAAAAUGAA